CCUUUCCUCGGCCUGGCCCCCGGGCCGGCUGGCCGCCUCGCUCAAGACUCUGACCCUGCUCCUCUCGGUUCAGGCUCACGGGUUUCCCACACACCCCGUUGGCAGCCGCUGGAUUUCUGGAGCUGGGCAGCUGCCGGUUUCCUUAGUGAUGAACUCUGUUGCUUGCAGCAGGGGCCUCCUCCCCGUGGCCUAAGCCUGCCUCCCCGUCUCCGGCCCUGCUCCCUCCCGUUCCCGCAGCUCUCUGCAAGGCGCUGAGCGAGAUAGCGACCCGCAGGCCCGGGGAGCCCUGGCUGAGGCUGAACUUGGCUGGCUCUCUCUGCCACACGCUCAGGCCAGCUCCCUCCCGCCUGUCUCGGUCGCCACCCCAGGCCAUGGCCUACGCCGGCUCGGCCGUGCUGGAGGGGGACGCGGCUGCCUUCGCCGCAGCCGUCAGGAGCCUCAUCAACAACCCGCAGUUCAGCGAUGUGACGUUCGUGGUGGGCAGGGAGAGGCAGGAGGUGUUCGCCCAUCGCUGCAUCCUCACUUGCCGCUGCCAGGCCUUCCAGGAGAUGUUCAGCCAGCUCCAGCCUGAUGCCCAGGAGCCGUGGGCCCCCCAGACCCCAUUGGUCCUCAGCCACGUGCAGCCCGAGGUCUUCCUGGCCGUUCUCGAGUUCCUGUACACCAACAGCGUGACCCUCAACAGCUUCAUGGCCCUGGAGGUGCUCACCUCGGCUGUGGAGUACGGGCUGGACGACCUGAGGAAGCUGUGCGUCGAGUUCCUCACGGGUGCGCUGAGCGUGGAGCUGGUCUGCGAGGCGCUGCAGGCGGCUGUGACCUACAGACAGACAGACCUGCAGGAGCACUGCCUGGUGUUCGUGGAGGACCGCACGCGGGAGGUGGUGCAGACACGGAGUUUCCACGAGCUGUCGGCUGCGGCGCUGGUGGUCGUGCUGCGCAGCGACCGGCUGGCCAUCGACGAACCGGACCUGAUCCAGGCCGUGCGGGAAUGGGCCCACGUCAGCUCGGCUGUCCUAGAGCGGCCGGUGGCCGAGGUGGCAGCGGGGCCGGUGCGUGAACUCCGCCUGCCCCUGCUCUCGCCCCGCGAGCUGGCAGCCCUGGAGAGCCACAACCAGAGGGAUCCUCUCAUCCCGGUGCCACCCUCUGCGGCGCUGUUACUCACCCGGCGGCGCGACGGCUCUUCAGCGGCACUGAAGCUUCAUCGCCGCAAUGCCGCCGAAGACCCGGAGCGAGUAAGGGUCCCGCCACCGAGGCGCCGCUGAAGACCCGGAGCGAGUGACGGUCCCGCCACCAAAAUGCCGCCGAAGACCCGGAGCGAGUGAGGGUCCCGCCACCGAGGCGCCGCUGAAGACCCGGAGCGAGUGACGGUCCCGCCACCAAAAUGCCGCAGAAGACCCGGAGCGAGUGAGGGUCCCGCCACCGAGGCGCCGCCGAAGACCCGGAGCGAGUGAUGGUCCCGCCGCCGAGGCGCCGCCGAAGACCCGGAGCGAGUGAGGGUCCCGCCGCCGAGGCGCCGCCGAAGACCCGGAGCGAGUGAUGGUCCCGCCGCCGAGGCACCGCCGAAGACCCGGAGUUAGUGAAGGUCCCGCCGCCGAGGCGCCGCCGAAGACCCGGAGUUAGUGAAGGUCCCGCCGCCGAGGCGCCGCCGAAGACCCGGAGCGCCGUCCCGUCGGUAAAAGCGCCGCAGUAGGUGGUGCCUUUUUUUUUUCCGCUCCCCCUGUUCCCUCCACCUGGCUACGCCACUGGCCCAGCCUGGUGGGUGAGACCCUCCUGCCUCCCCCAGGGUGCAGUGCUGCCCAGGGACCCCCCUGAGCCGGAGGGAGCCCCAGCUUGGGAUGCCAGCUGCUUUGCAGCCCCUUUGUGCUUCUGCACAGGCCCUGCCUCAGGGCCGUCCUCUCCAGCGUGUGUCUGAUCCCGGAUGGGGGCUGGAUGCCCACAAGCCCCAGGGCCACACCAUGCCCCUCACCAAGUCACAGGGCCACCAAAGGAGGGGCCCAGCCCUGGCACAUGGUGGGCCAGGCCUCAGGGGGGUCACUCGGGGCCCUGGGGCUGCCCUGCAGCGCAGGCAGGAUCAAUAAAACUCCACAGAGCUCA
Messenger RNA from Malaclemys terrapin pileata, 2091 nucleotides. RefSeq names its product BTB domain containing 19 (gene BTBD19). The record is from RefSeq and is a predicted model, not a curated record. Gene Ontology annotation, molecular function: protein binding. Bases 372 to 1259 code for a protein of 295 amino acids. NCBI's taxonomy places the organism in Eukaryota, Metazoa, Chordata, Testudines, Emydidae. The transcript has 8 exons.